GCUGGCCGCGCUGGGCCAGUAGCCGAGCCGCGGUGACGAACCGGCUCCGCGGUUGCGGUGUUUGCGGUUGCUGUGAUGGCGAUGUGAGGGGGCCCGGGGCGGGAUGGUGCUGACCCGGGUCGGGCCGUCUUCUUGCAGCUGGACAACGAGCUCCUCCGUUCGACAGGCGGGGGAAGAGGCCGAGCCGGGCGAGAGGGUUGAAGAUCAACUGGAUUAUGUAUUUGGUUCUGGAAUCUCAAAGCAGUCCACAAACAAAUUCUUCCUUAUGUUGUCUGUGUCAGAGUCCCACUGUAUUGCCUCUACCUCCCGGAUUCAAGCGAUUCAUGUGCCUCAGCCUCCCAAGUAGCUGGAAUUACAUGCCCAGGCCACCACACCUGGCUAAUUUUUGUAUUUUUAGUAGAGAUGGGGUUUCACCAUAUUGGCCAGCAGGUCUCAAACUCCUGGCCUCAAGUGAUUCUCCCGCCUCAGCCACCCAAAGUGCUGGGAUUACAGGCAUGAACUACUAUGCCUGGCUGUAGUCUGGGACAUUUCUGUUAAGUGUUAUGAAAUGUUCUUUUGCUACUGGUCUUAAUUUAACCUGAACUAGAAUAAGUAUUCCUUUAUUGAAAUACCCUUGAAGUUGCCUAUAGGAUGCAGCUGUUUCAUUCAUGAUUGUUUUUAGAGCAGUGUUAACUAUGACACUUGCUCUUUGAUGUCUUCAGAUUGCCAGCAAGUCAAGGGCUUACAUUGGAAAUACUGCUAUCUAUAAAUGUCUAAGCAGCAAGGUCAGCCCUUAUUGGCAAUAAAAAAUGUAAGACUGUGGAAGCCUGUAUACCCUUUACCAUCUCUUUUAUCUUUUGGAAUUGAGAAUCCCAGAUUUUUAGAACAGCCUCAGGUUUACUAUAUUUGGUAUCAUCAACAGAGAAACAUAUAGCUUUUUAAAACAUAGUUUGUCUUAUAUUCUAAAAAGCGAUUCUCAUUGUCUUUCCUUUGGAAGAUGUCCUUUCUCACCCUCUCCACCAAAGAGAAAAAAUUAGUGUUCUAUUUUUUUCUUAAGUAUUUCUAUAAUUCAUGCAAUAUGGCAUAUGGCUGGCCCUCAUGAGUUCAUUUUGAUGAGUGAGGAAUGGCUGCAAAAGUUUCUAGACAAGGGAUUUUCCUUACUUUGUGCCCUUUAGUGUAAUGAUUCUACUAAGCUCACCUUUGCUGUGAAUCACUUUUAAAAUGAGAUAAUGUUUGUGAUAAAAGUUGUAUAUGUGAGUGAUUGUAGGGCAAAAGAAGGUCAUGAGUGAUGAUGAUCUACAGAGUGAGGCAAGUGACAGCUGGCUUGGUCAUUUUAUUUAAUUUAUUUGUUUAUUUAUUUAUUUAUUUAUUGAGCCAGAGUCUGCUCUGUUACCCAGGCUGGAGUGCAGUGGUGUGAUCUCAGCUCACUGCAACCUCCUCCUCAAGGGUUCAAGCGAUUCUCCUGCCUCAGCUUCCUGAGUAGCUGGGAUUACAGGCCCGUGCCAUCACACCCAGGGGGAACGGUGUAUUUUUAACAACGGGAAUCAGUAACUGGAAGUACAAGAUUGGUUAUUUAAUAAUGUUAAAAAUGAGGCUUUGAAAAGCAGAGGUGCUGUUAUCAGAAUAGUCUUCUGGGUAUAAAUUAAAAAUGACUGAAGUUCAAGCAAUGGUAGAAUUCUCUGUGGAGCUAAACAAGUUCUACAAUGUGGAUUUGUUUCAGAGAGGUUUUUACCAGAUUCGUGCUUCUAUGAAAAUUCCAUCAAGAAUUCCCCACAGAGUAGAAGCUAGUUUGUUGCAUGCAACAGGUAUGACUUUAGCCUUUCCAGCCUCAGUUCAUGAUUCUCUAAUUUGCAGUAAAACAUUUCAAAUUUUGUACAAAAAUGAAGAGGUUGUUUUAAAUGAUGUUAUGAUCUUCAAAGUAAAAAUGCUAUUGGAUGAAAGAAAGAUUGAAGAAACCCUUGAGGAAAUGAAUUUUCUAUUAUCCUUGGAUCUACACUUCACAGAUGGAGAUUAUUCGGCAGAUGAUCUGAAUGCCUUGCAACUAAUAAGUAGCCGAACAUUGAAGCUGCACUUUAGCCCCCAUAGAGGCCUUCAUCAUCAUGUUAAUGUUAUGUUUGAUUACUUCCACCUUUCUGUUGUGUCUGUUACAGUUCAUGCAUCAUUGGUUGCACUACACCAGCCACUAAUAAGCUUUCCUCGCCCUGUGAAGACAACUUGGUUAAAUAGAAAUGCACCAGCACAAAACAAAGAUUCCGUGAUUCCUACUCUUGAAAGUGUGGUCUUUGGUAUUAACUACACAAAACAGUUAUCACCAGAUGGUUGUAGCUUCAUCAUUGCAGACUCCUUCCUACAUCAUGCGUAUCGUUUUCAUUAUACACUUUGUGCCACUUUGCUGCUAGCCUUCAAGGGAUUGCACAGCUACUUCAUUACAGUAACAGAAGAGAUUCCUUCUUGUCAGAAACUAGAACUGGCCAAGGCCAACAUGCAGCUCCUAUAUGAGCGUCUUCUCAGAAGAAAACAGCUACGAACACAGAAAGACAACCAUCUAGAGGAAAUGGAUGUAGAAGCUCGACUUACUGAACUAUGUGAAGAAGUUAAGAAAAUAGAGAAUCCUGAUGAACUGGCAGAACUUAUAAAUAUGAAUCUUGCGCAACUUUGCUCACUUUUGAUGGCUUUAUGGGGACAGUUUCUGGAAGUUAUAACGCUACACGAAGAACUAAGAAUAUUAUUAGCACAAGAGCACCAUACUUUGAGGGUACGCAGAUUUUCUGAGGCAUUCUUUUGUUUUGAGCAUCCAAGAGAAGCUGCCAUUGCAUACCAGGAACUUCAUGCUCAGAGUCAUCUACAGAUGUGCACCGCUAUCAAAAAUACUUCCUUCUGCAGUUCUCUUCCACCCUUACCUAUUGAAUGUAGUGAAUUAGAUGGAGAUCUCAAUUCAUUACCUAUAAUCUUUGAAGAUAGGUAUUUAGAUUCAGUUACUGAAGACUUAGAUGCACCCUGGAUGGGAAUUCAGAAUCUUCAGAGAUCAGAGUCCAGUAAAAUGGAUAAAUAUGAGACUGAAGAAAGCUCUGUAGCAGGACUUUCUAGCCCAGAGUUGAAAGUCAGACCUGCUGGUGCCUCCAGUAUUUGGUAUACAGAAGGUGAAAAGCAGCUAACAAAAUCUCUAAAAGGAAAGAAUGAAGAAUCAAAUAAAUCCAAAGUUAAGGUUACUAAGCUUAUGAAAACAAUGAAAUCUGAAAACACAAAAAAAUUAAUAAAACAGAACUCUAAGGAUUCUGUGGUUUUGGUAGGCUACAAAUGUUUGAAAAGUACAGCAUCAAAUGAUCUCAUUAAAUGCUUUGAAGGCAAUCCUUCACAUAGUCAGAAGGAAGGUCUGGAUCCCACAAUAUGUGGAUAUAAUUUUGACCCAAAGACCUACAUGAGACAGACAAGUCAAAAGGAAGCUAGCUGUUUGCCAACUAAUACAGAGAGAACUGAACAAAAGUCUCCAGAUAUUGAAAAUGUUCAACCAGACCAGUUUGAUCCUUUGAACUCUGGCAACCUAAAUCUUUGUGCAAAUUUGUCCAUUUCAGGUAAACUUGAUAUCUCCCAGGACGAUAGUGAAAUUACACAAAUGGAACACAAUCUGGCAUCCAGAAGGUCAUCAGACGAUUGCCAUGAUCAUCAAACAACCCCAUCUUUGGGAGUUAGAACAAUUGAAAUAAAGCCCAGUAAUAAAGAUCCUUUCAGUGGAGAGAAUAUAACUGUCAAACUAGGACCUUGGACAGAGCUUCGACAAGAGGAAAUACUUGUGGAUAAUUUACUACCCAACUUUGAGUCCUUAGAAUCUAAUGGUAAAUCUAAAUCUAUAGAAAUAACAUUUGAAAAGGAAGCUUUGCAAGAAGCAAAGUGUCUUUCUAUUGGAGAAUCAUUAACUAAAUUACGAAGUAAUCUACCUGCCCCUUCUACAAAAGAAUAUCAUGUUGUAGUAAGUGGAGAUACAAUUAAGUUACCAGAUAUUAGUGCCACAUAUGCCUCAUCUAGAUUUUCAGAUUCAGGUGUUGAAAGUGAACCGAGUUCUUUUGCGACACAUCCAAACACUGAUUUAGUCUUUGAAACUGUGCAAGGGCAAGGUCCUUGCAAUAGUGAAAGAUUAUUUCCUCAGCUUUUGAUGAAACCUGAUUAUAAUGUAAAAUUUUCAUUAGGAAAUCAUUGUACUGAGAGUACAAGUGCUAUAAGUGAAAUACAGUCAUCUUUGACAUCCAUAAACUCUCUACCCUCCGAUGAUGAACUGUCACCUGAUGAAAAUUCUAAGAAAUCUGUUGUACCUGAAUGCCAUCUAAAUGAUAGCAAAACUGUAUUAAAUCUAGGAACGACUGAUUUGCCAAAAUGUGAUGAUACUAAAAAGUCAAGUAUCACUUUGCAACAGCAGAGUGUUGUAUUUUCAGGGAACUUGGACAAUGAAACUGUAGCAAUACAUUCCUUAAAUUCAAGCAUUAAAGACCCUUUACAAUUUGUUUUUUCAGAUGAAGAGACUUCCAGUGAUGUGAAAAGUAGUUGCAGCUCCAAACCUAACUUGGAUACUAUGUGUAAAGGCUUCCAGAGUCCUGAUAAAUCUAAUAACUCUACAGGGACAGCAAUUACAUUAAAUUCAAAACUGAUUUGUUUAGGCACUCCUUGUGUCAUUUCAGGUUCCAUUUCUAGUAAUACAGAUGUUAGUGAAGAUAGAACUAUGAAAAAAAAUAGUGAUGUAUUAAAUCUCACACAGAUGUAUUCAGAAAUCCCUACAGUUGAAAGUGAAACUCAUCUGGGUACAAGUGAUCCUUUUUCAGCCAGUACUGAUAUAGUAAAGCAAGGGCUUGUGGAAAAUUAUUUUGGUUCUCAAAGCAGUACGGAUAUUUCUGACACAUGUGCUGUUAGCUACAGCAAUGCACUUAGCCCUCAGAAGGAAACUUCUGAAAAAGAAAUUAGUAAUCUUCAGCAGGAACAGGAUAAAGAGGAUGAGGAGGAAGAGCAGGAUCAACAAAUGGUUCAAAAUGGGUACUAUGAAGAAACAGAUUAUUCAGCUUUGGAUGGAACAAUAAAUGCUCACUAUACAAGCAGAGAUGAACUAAUGGAAGAAAGACUUACAAAAUCUGAAAAAAUAAACAGUGACUAUCUGAGAGAUGGUAUAAACAUGCCUACUGUCUGUACUUCUGGUUGUUUGUCCUUCCCGUCUGCACCACGAGAGUCUCCUUGUAAUGUUAAAUAUUCUUCCAAAAGUAAAUUUGAUGCCAUUACAAAGCAGCCAAGCAGUACUUCUUACAACUUCACUUCUUCGAUUUCCUGGUAUGAAAGUUCACCAAAACCUCAAAUACAAGCCUUCCUUCAGGCAAAAGAAGAACUGAAGCUACUAAAACUUCCUGGGUUCAUGUACAGUGAAGUUCCUCUGCUGGCAUCCUCAGUACCUUAUUUUAGUGUAGAAGAAGAGGAUGGUUCUGAAGAUGGAGUACAUCUGAUUGUCUGUGUGCACGGUUUAGAUGGAAACAGUGCAGAUCUCCGAUUAGUAAAAACUUACAUUGAACUUGGAUUGCCUGGGGGAAGAAUUGAUUUUCUUAUGUCUGAGAGAAAUCAGAAUGAUACUUUUGCUGAUUUUGAUAGCAUGACUGAUCGUCUUUUGGAUGAGAUAAUACAGUAUAUUCAGAUAUAUAGUCUAACAGUCUCAAAAAUAAGCUUUAUUGGACAUUCGUUGGGCAAUUUAAUAAUUCGUUCAGUGCUUACAAGGCCAAGGUUUAAAUAUUACCUCAACAAACUUCAUACCUUUCUGUCUCUUUCUGGACCUCACCUUGGUACACUCUACAACAGCAGUGCUCUUGUUAAUACAGGUCUCUGGUUUAUGCAGAAAUGGAAAAAAUCAGGUUCGCUUUUGCAGCUGACAUGUCGAGAUCACUCAGACCCUCGCCAAACUUUUUUAUAUAAGCUUAGUAACAAAGCAGGGCUUCAUUAUUUCAAAAAUGUUGUGCUAGUGGGAUCCCUACAGGAUCGCUAUGUUCCUUAUCACUCUGCCCGCAUUGAAAUGUGUAAAACAGCUUUAAAGGACAAACAGUCAGGACAGAUCUAUUCAGAAAUGAUCCACAACUUGCUUCGACCCGUUCUGCAAAGCAAGGACUGUAAUUUGGUUCGCUAUAAUGUCAUCAAUGCAUUGCCCAAUACAGCUGAUUCACUCAUUGGGAGAGCUGCACAUAUAGCUGUUCUUGAUUCGGAAAUAUUUUUAGAGAAAUUCUUUCUGGUUGCUGCCCUCAAAUAUUUCCAAUAGUAUAAAAGCAUUGUUAGCGACUGGACAAUUACCUCAUUCAACAAUGUUUCAAAUAAUGUAUUAUAUUAAAAUGUAGAUGCUGAUAAGUUCUAAGAAAUAUUUAUACCUUUUUAUAUGGAAGAUAAUUUAUAUCAUCCAUGUUUAGUGCUUUUUAAACAUCAACUUUACUUUCUAGGUAAUGUGGCUGUGCAAUAUUUUUUUAAUUUUAUCUUUUUACUUUUCUAUUACUUUUUCAUAUAUUUUGCUACCUAAGUAUUUCAGUGAAACUUUAAGCCCAUACCUGUGUCUGAUUGUUUAUUAUUGGCUUUCCACAAUUCUUACAUCAGACUACAUUAUAUUAGAGACCAUUAUUGCUAGAAUAGCAUGGGAUUUAAAAUUUUCUAAUACUGGGGGUAUUAUUUAGUUAAUUAUAAAUUUUUCUUUUCACAUUUUACUGUGUUUUAACUGGAAAUAAAAUUAUGGCUGCUACAAUAUAUUUUUUGAAAUCAACUUCUGUAGUUCUAAAAUACAACUUUAUCAUACAAUCAAACCAGGUAGUUCAUAUAAAACAGUGUAAUACAAGUUUUCUAUAAAGUCAUUACUGUUGCUUAAACAUAUUUCAUGCCUAUUAAAAUAUAUUUUCUACUGGUGAUUUCAACAUUAUUUCUCAUACUGACUUUUAUUACUGGAAAUGUUCCUGUACAUGUUGGCAGCAGAUAAAGAUUUUUGAAUGUUUGAAUGCCCUCUGCCUUGAUUUGGUUGGAAUUUUUGCUAAAUUGGUAAUGUUGCUUGAACUUUAUGACUACAUUUUCUUUUAACUUUUUUCAUGGACUUCCUUAUAUGUACAUAAUAAUUAAAUGUUGAAAUUUAUGAAAUACUUUUAUGAAUUUAGAUAAUUUUUAAAUAUUGUUAAAAUUUAUUGAACUAAAAAGUAAUGUAAAUAAAAUAAUUCAUGUUAAAGAUGGAACAAAAUAAUUAACUUUACAUGUUUGGUGAUACAGAUGCAAAUGUUUUUGAUAUAUGGAGAUGUUGAGUCUUUUGACUUUACUAAAGGUGCUGAAUAGCAUUAAAUUCACUAUUUUCCUUUUCUGUUUUACUUGUGAAAAUAAAAAUGCACUAAGGUUGGGUAGAAGUUCUGUUUGCACUCACUAAUUGUGACAGACAGAGGUUUUUGUAAGUAUUUAUUGUACAAUUGAUGCAUGUUUAUUUUUAGCGUUGUUAUUGCCUCUGGUGUUAAUAAAUGAACAAAUGGCUAUCUGGAGGAACAGCUACAA
This is a messenger RNA of Homo sapiens (human), 7506 nucleotides long. It is a transcript of the gene FAM135A, whose product is annotated as family with sequence similarity 135 member A. The transcript has 24 exons. The record is from RefSeq and is a predicted model, not a curated record. Bases 1628 to 6253 code for a protein of 1541 amino acids. Lineage: Eukaryota; Metazoa; Chordata; Mammalia; Primates; Hominidae.